UGCGUCGUGUGGUCUGCAUUGCUUGCGUGUCGUGCGGGGACCGGUGUUUUGUGCGCGUAUGGCGGUGUUGGUGAUAAGUCUUGUAUUCAGGUAAAAUUUUGAAGAGUAAGAGAGUGAUCGAGGUUGUUAAAAAAUGCUGCCUUCGAAGGCGAACGCACCGCACGCGAAGAAAGUCCUGUUCCCCGACAAACAGCCGACUAAUUCACGACAAGUGAAGAGUUCAACGCUAACUAAUGCCGCGGGUCUAAGUUCGUUGAUCACCUUUACUGUUCUGCUCCUCGCUUGGAUAUCGGGAUUCGCAUCCCGAUUAUUCGCUGUUAUUCGUUUCGAGAGCAUUAUCCACGAGUUUGACCCAUGGUUCAAUUAUCGAGCAACGGCGUACAUGGUACAACAUGGAUUCUACAAUUUUCUCAACUGGUUUGAUGAAAGAGCAUGGUAUCCACUGGGUCGUAUCGUUGGUGGGACGGUUUACCCGGGUCUCAUGAUAACAUCUGGAUCAAUACACCACAUUCUCCACUCUCUCAACAUUCCUGUACACAUAAGAGACAUUUGCGUGUUUUUGGCACCAGUUUUCAGCGGCCUAACUGCCAUUUCAACUUACUUCUUGACCAAAGAAUUAUGGAGCGCCGGAGCUGGUUUGUUUGCCGCUUGCUUUAUAGCUAUUGUUCCAGGAUAUAUAUCCAGGUCCGUAGCCGGCAGUUACGACAAUGAGGGCAUUGCGAUAUUUGCCUUGCAAUUCACUUACUACCUUUGGGUAAAGUCGGUUAAGACCGGCUCGAUAUUUUGGGCUGUCCUCACUGCCCUAUCCUACUUCUACAUGGUGUCCGCCUGGGGAGGAUAUGUUUUUAUCAUAAACUUAAUCCCACUUCACGUAUUUGCACUGUUGGUCAUGAAUCGGUACAGCAAUCGGCUUUUUACAAGUUAUACAACAUUCUACAUUCUUGGUCUACUGCUCAGUAUGCAAAUACCAUUCGUUGGAUUUCAACCGAUAAGAACUUCCGAACACAUGGCUGCUGGAGGUGUGUUCGGUUUGCUGAUCUUUGUCGCAGUUUUCAGGUAUCUUCGAACAAUGUUAACCAAGUCUGAGAUGAAGUACUUUGGUGGUUUUGUAACUCUCACAGCAGCAGCCCUUCUGCUCAUUCUCGUCAUUCUCACUUACUCAGGACUCGUUGCUCCCUGGAGCGGACGAUUUUACUCCUUAUGGGACACAGGAUAUGCUAAAAUUCAUAUUCCCAUAAUUGCCUCUGUCUCCGAACAUCAACCUACCACGUGGUUUAGCUUCUUCUUUGACCUGCAUAUUUUGGUUACCACCUUUCCCGUUGGAUUGUGGUACUGUAUCAAGCAUAUUAACGACGAGCGCGUUUUUGUGGUGCUAUAUGCUAUAAGCGCUGUUUACUUUGCCGGUGUUAUGGUUCGGUUGAUGCUUACUCUGACGCCAGUCGUAUGUAUGUUGGCCGGAGUAGCUUUUAGCGGUUUACUGGAAUUAUUUUUAAAAGAGGAAGAUAAAGAUGGGAGUGAUCGAGAAGGUGGAGAAGGAAGCGAGGAGGAGAGCGAAGAAGAAACAGAACGAAGCUCCCGACGUGCCUUAUAUGAUGAAGCGGGAAAACUGCGGCGCAUGAAACACGAGAGACCAAAAGGUUCAGGCGACGGUCUCGGAGCGAAUCUCCGUAAUGGUGUAGUCAUUGGAAUUUCGAUGCUACUAAUGAUGUUCACUGUUCAUUGUACCUGGGUGACGAGUAACGCAUAUUCUAGUCCUUCUAUAGUUCUGGCAUCCUACAGCAAUGACGGCGGUCGAUCAAUACUCGACGAUUUCAGAGAGGCAUACUACUGGCUUGCCCAAAAUACACCAAAUGACGCAAGAGUAAUGAGUUGGUGGGAUUACGGCUAUCAAAUAGCGGGCAUGGCCAAUAGGACAACACUUGUGGACAAUAAUACAUGGAACAACUCGCACAUAGCUUUAGUGGGCAAGGCAAUGAGUUCGAAUGAGAGUGCUGCUUACGAUAUAAUGACAUCGUUAGAUGUAGAUUAUGUGCUGGUUAUAUUUGGUGGGAUGAUCGGUUACUCUGGCGAUGACAUAAAUAAAUUUUUAUGGAUGGUUCGUAUAGCCGAGGGUGAACAUCCGCAAGAUAUUAGAGAAAGCGACUACUUUACAGAGCGGGGUGAAUUCAGAGUUGAUUCAGAAGGCUCUCCAACUUUGCUCAAUUCCCUUAUGUACAAACUGAGUUAUUAUCGAUUUGGAGAAGUCAAGAUCGACUAUCGUUCUCCCGCAGGCUUUGAUCGUACUCGUAAUGCGGAAAUAGGCAACAAAAACUUUCAACUCACAUAUUUGGAUGAGGCGUAUACCACUGAGCAUUGGCUUGUUAGGAUUUACAGAGUGAAGAAACCAGAAGAGUUUAAUCGACCCAGAAUCCCAAUAGCAGAACGCACAAUUAAUCGAAGGACGAGUUCAUUUCUCAGCAAAAAGUUGAAAUUAUGGGGGGGUGGAAAUUGAUGUUACAGACAGCGCGUCGCAAGAAGGGAUUGAUCAAGGGUCGACCCACCGUUGUGAAGGGGCAAAAACCGCAGAAAAAAACUACUACGUAACGCAAUAACCAUCUGCAGUUCUUCCCAAACGACUUUGGACGAUAAUUUCGAGAAAAAAAAGUAAAAAAAAAAUUAAAAAAAAAAAAAAACACAAACAAAACCAACAUCACCGUCCCCCUCACUUAUUAGGAGUUUGAACAC
This is a messenger RNA of Neodiprion fabricii, 2724 nucleotides long. RefSeq names its product dolichyl-diphosphooligosaccharide--protein glycosyltransferase subunit STT3B (gene Stt3B). The record is from RefSeq and is a predicted model, not a curated record. NCBI's taxonomy places the organism in Eukaryota, Metazoa, Arthropoda, Insecta, Hymenoptera, Diprionidae. Bases 134 to 2491 code for a protein of 785 amino acids. Gene Ontology annotation, biological process: post-translational protein modification. Gene Ontology annotation, cellular component: membrane. The transcript has 7 exons. Gene Ontology annotation, molecular function: dolichyl-diphosphooligosaccharide-protein glycotransferase activity.